AUAGAAAAUAGUUGGCAUAGCGGGAAGGAUAGGAUCACGUUGUACCAUGUUUUGGUUUACGUUAAGCGCUGUUUUACUUUUAUAUGCAUUGCGAUAUCGUUAUCCGUACUUCAUCAAAGAAGCACUAUACGUGUUCAGGCUUUUCUCAGUUGGAUAUCGCCUGUCAAAACGCAAAACAUCCAAACCAUACUAUACCUUAGUGGAUCGAUUUCUGGAUUCCGUUAAGAAAAACCCAAACAAAGCGUUUAUUCGCUUUCAGGAUGACACAUAUUCAUAUCUGGAUUCGGAUAAACAGAGUAAUAAAAUCGCGAUGACUUUGUUAAAGCACGCAAAUCUUCAUGAAGGAGAUACAGUUGCGCUUCUCAUGGGGAAUGAGCCCAUGUUCUUGUGGAUAUGGUUGGCUUUGGCCAAGAUUGGAUGUUCAGCUGCUUUUCUCAAUUACAACAUUAGAUCGAAAUCACUGCUGCACUGUUUCUCCUGCUGUGGGGCCGGUGUGUUGAUUGCUGCUGCAGAAUUACAGGAUGCUGUUGAGGAGGUGUUGCCUGCACUGAGAGAGCAGGGGGUCUUGGUUUAUAUACUGACAGAUAAUGUUAACACUGAGGGAAUGCAGAGUCUAACCGACAAGAUCAGCCAUGCUUCAGAUGAGUCCAUUCCUGCAGAUCUGAGAGCAAAUGUUACCUUCAGCAGCCCUGCGGUGUAUAUCUAUACAUCAGGCACAACAGGUCUUCCAAAGGCAGCACUGAUUAAUCAUCAAAGGUUGUGGGCAAUGGCCUUUUUCCAGCUCCUGUGUGGAGUGACCUCUGAUGAUUUGUUUUAUGUGAACCUUCCCUUGUAUCACAGUGCUGGCUUUUGCCUUGGAUUUUUAGGAUCCAUUGAACGAGGAGCCACUGUGGUCUUAAGGAGAAAGUUCUCUGCCUCUCAGUUCUGGAAUGACUGCAGGAAAUACAAUGUAACAGUGAUUCAGUACAUUGGAGAGACAAUGCGCUACCUCUGCAAUACACCAAAGCGUUUUAGUGACCCAGUACACAACGUUAGAAUCGCCUUUGGGAAUGGGCUCAGGGCAGAUGUUUGGAGGACAUUUAUAAGCAGAUUCGGUCAAAUUGAUAUCAAAGAAUUCUAUGGUGCAACCGAGGGGAACAUGAGCUUCCUGAACUUCUCUGGCAAAAUUGGGGCUGUCGGCAGAGUGAACCCUUUUCAUAAGAAAUUGAACCCAUAUACCUUUAUCAAGUAUGACCUGGAGCAAGAGAUGCCUGUUAGGAAUGCAGAUGGAUUUUGUCAAGAAGUUGCUCAAGGUGAGAUAGGUCUCCUGGUAUCAAAGAUUACCGAGAGGUCUCCUUUUUAUGGAUAUGCCAGGGAUCCAAAACAGACACAGAAGAAGAAACUGUACAAUGUGUUUGAGAAGGGUGAUGUUUACUUCAACUCUGGUGAUCUGUUCAGUAUAGACCAGGAAAAAUUCAUCUACUUCCAGGAUCGGGUGGGCGACACUUUUAGGUGGAAAGGGGAGAAUGUGUCUUCAAAUGAGGUGUCAGACAUGAUGACAAUAUCAACGAGUAUUGAUGAAGCGAACGUGUAUGGUGUAACAGUUCCAGGACACGAGGGUAGGAUAGGAAUGGCUGUCAUCGUAUUAAAGGAAGGACAACAGUUUGAUUGUGAUGGUAUUUUUAGUCAUGUGACCACUUACCUUCCCUCUUACGCAAGACCACGUUUCAUAAGGAUUCAGAACUGUUUGGCUGUUACUUGCACCUUCAAACUGCUCAAAGUGAGGCUGGUAGAGGAAGGCUUCAACCCUGCAGUAAUCAAUGACCCGCUGUUUAUCUUAGAUGAGACAGUGAAAAGCUACAGACCUCUGACACAUGAGAUAUACCAGUCAAUACUUGAGGGUCACUUCAAAUUGUGAAGAGUAGGUUUAGCUUUUUGUUAUAAGUUAAAUGAGAGAUUGCAUUGUUUCGAUCAGAUUUUUAUAAAGACAGGAUAUUAGGCUAACACUGUAAUGAUGGGGAAAAAUGCUUAUUGCUUAUUUUGUGUAUUAGAAAACUCUUGAGGGAACUGUUUUUUAUUGUAUAAUAUUUCGAAAUCACAAGUUUCCUCAAAAAGAUAAAUAAUAAGAAAACGAAAGUGCUUAAUUGUCAGUCUGAAAUGUAAAUCUUGAAUAAUUUGAUGCAUUAACUUUCCUCUGUGGUCUGCAGUAAGUAUCUAGUGUUUUCUGUAAGAUGAUUGGCUGCUGUUGAAAACCACCCACUCAUUCAUGUCUCAAAGGUUGAAUUGGAGUAUGAGGGUUGCCAAAUUAUCCACAAAUUCAAUGUAGGUCAGCUUUAUUUAAAUACUUAGAUUUACUGUAUGGAGGACGAAACCUGCUAAAAUACACAAAUAAAUAAAUAAAGUAAUCUGCAUAUCCUUGCAUAAAUAAAUACAUGAAAAUUAAUGUGCAAAUAAAUAAAUGCACCAAUCAAUGCAAAAAUAAUAAUAAAAUAUAAAAUGGUCGAGGAAAUGCAAAAUUGAAAGUUCUUUUUUUUUUUUAUUUCUCAUUCUAUAUUUCAUUAAUCAUUUAUUUCUGUACGCCGUUCCGUAUUUAUUUUUCUUUAGUGUAAUAUGCUAAUGAGAGUAUUUCAACAGCUGUUCAGGCAUCACAGUCAAAAUAAGAAGUGCAGAAGGAGUUUGCCGUUUCACCAUGGUGAAGAAAAGGUCAAUUGCAGAGUUGCUCCCCAAGGCAAUAUAGUUUGGAGAAUCAUACAAGCGAGAUAAUUUACUAAACUUUUAUUUAUUGAUUGAAUGUGAACAUUUGGUAUUGUCCUUAUUAUGUCAUAGUCAAGCGAAGCACUUUGACAAUGAUCAGUCAGUGAUGUCAAAGUCUGCUUACUGAUGUUUGAUUGACAGCCUCUCAAUAGCAUGUUUCACGGAGCGUUACACAUUAUAUAUAUGAUUUAUGAAAUGUAGAAUUAAAAAUCAACUUUCAAUUUUACAUUUGCUUUAACAUUUUUUAAUUUCCCCAAACGUUGUAUAUUGUGUUAUUUUGCAUUAAUGGGUGCAUUUAUUCAUGUAUUUAUAUAAUUAUUUGUAUUUCUCGCACAUUAAAUUUUUUUUAUGCACAAAUAAAUUGAUUUAUUUACUUAUUUAUGUAUGGAUUUUGUUUAUUUAUUUGUUUAUUAUUUUUGCAGGUUUCAUCCUCCAUAGUCUGGAGACAGUAAAACUACAUUAAAGUGUCAUUAAAAACAAAGAGGACCUUAACACACUCAUGAUUAAAUCAUUUUGGGGGUAUAUAUUAAUUUUAAUUAUAUAUUUGUAAACACAUUUCAUAUCUUGAAAAACAAAUUAAGGAUUAUGUUUGAGAGUGUGAAAAAGUAUUUAAAUAUCUUUAUUUGAUAGAUUUUCUUUUAAAUGCUAUAAAUGUUUUUUUAAAAUAUUAAUGAAACCAGCACAGACGCAAAGAUUACAUUUCUACUAACUUAACUCAUGUUUAUAACAGAACAAUAAGUAUUUAUAAAUUGUAUCAUCUCAGACCAUUUAUAUUCUGUAUAUGACUCAUGGAUGGACCUAUAUAUCCAGUUUUUUUUUCUAUGAUGCUUAUUUAGUUAUUUUUUUGCAUUUAAUUUUAGUUAUUAAAAAGCCUGUCUGAAAUGAUGUGUAUAAAUAUUGUAAUUAUAUCAAUAUUUGGGGAACAUUCAAUAUUGAAGUGCAGUGAGUGAGCCCCUAAAUGCUCAAAACAUGCCCUAGUUGCCAAUAAAGAUAAUAAUGUUCAUAGCAAUGCGCAUAUUAGUUUCCUAUUGUAUAUUACAA
This is a messenger RNA of Xyrauchen texanus (razorback sucker), 3774 nucleotides long. RefSeq names its product solute carrier family 27 member 2b (gene slc27a2b). The coding region runs from base 47 to 1897 and encodes 616 amino acids. Lineage: Eukaryota; Metazoa; Chordata; Actinopteri; Cypriniformes; Catostomidae. The record is from RefSeq and is a predicted model, not a curated record. Gene Ontology annotation, molecular function: long-chain fatty acid transmembrane transporter activity; long-chain fatty acid-CoA ligase activity. The transcript has 10 exons.